Messenger RNA from Helobdella robusta, 978 nucleotides. RefSeq lists its product as hypothetical. Gene Ontology annotation, cellular component: cytosol. The record is from RefSeq and is a predicted model, not a curated record. Gene Ontology annotation, biological process: negative regulation of transcription by RNA polymerase II. The transcript has 4 exons. The coding region runs from base 1 to 978 and encodes 325 amino acids. Gene Ontology annotation, molecular function: protein-folding chaperone binding. NCBI's taxonomy places the organism in Eukaryota, Metazoa, Annelida, Clitellata, Rhynchobdellida, Glossiphoniidae.
AUGGGUAAGGAUUAUUACCAGAUUCUUGGUAUUGCUAGAAAUGCAACUUCAGAUGACAUAAAAAGGUCAUAUCGCAGAAUGGCUCUCAGAUAUCACCCAGAUAAAAAUAAAAGUGCCGAUGCCGAAGCCAGAUUCAAAGAUGUCUCUGAGGCUUAUGAGGUUCUUAAUGACUCAAACAAACGUACCUUAUAUGACAGAUAUGGAGAAGAAGGUCCGAGAAAUGGAGGGGAAUCGACAUCAUCAUCAUCGACGAGCACUCAGAAUCAAUGGUUCUCAUCUACCUCGCGCAAUCCUUUUGAGACCUUCAGAACAUUUUUUUGUAGGGGUUUUAAUUUCAACAACUUCGACUCUAAAUUUUUUUUAGACAAUGAUGACUGGAUAGAAUUUGGAGGGUCGUCUCACCAGAGAAACAAGACAAAAGUGCAAGAUGAGCCCAUCACGUACAAUCUUCCAAUUUCUCUAGAAGAUGUUCUCACUGGCAAACUGAAGAAGAUGAAAAUCACGAGGAGAGUUAUCAACGAGGAAACUGGUGCAAUCUCCAUGCAAGACAAACUGCUGUAUGUCAAUGUUAAAAAAGGUUGCUUGGCUGGAACGAAGAUGACAUUUCCUCAGGAAGGAGAUAGAUUGAACAGCAGUCGACUUCCAGCCGACAUCGUGUUUAUCGUGGAAGACAAACCACAUUCGACAUUCACCAGGGAAGGCAACAACCUCAAAUAUAAGGCACCCAUAACUCUUCGAGAGGCUCUCUGUGGAAGCACACUGUUCAUACCAACACUCGGCAGCCUCACAAAGAUAACCCUGGAAACAGAUGGGGUCAUUGGACCCACUUCUACGAGACUCAUUAAGGGACUUGGUCUGCCACUCCCCCAUCAGCCUAACGACAGAGGAGACCUGAUCAUUGAGUUUGACAUCAAGUUUCCAACAACAUUAUCACAGGACACGAGGGAGAUACUGACAGAUUGUUUAAUUGAUUGUUAG